UUCUAAUCUCGAGUAUAUUUUCAUAUUUGAUAAUUUUACGGUCGUGAUCAAUUUCCCAACAAGAGCUUUCACGCUUCGUGAUCAAUUUCCCUACAAGUGACUUAUAAAUAUUUUCCUUCUGUAGCCUUUUCCAUGGGGCGAUGGGCGCCACACCUUGUUCCAUAAUCCCGAGAGAAAUCCAAUAUCUCCACACGGUUACGAGGUAGAAGAUCCAAACGCUAAUUUUCUACAUAUUUCCUCUUGAAAGUCGCUUCGUACAGUAUUCCUGACCACACGUGUUAUUCAAGGGCCGGAUGCGCUUUAUCCGGUGAACCAAUGAAAAUAAUGCAGUGAUUAUUACUGACUGACUGCAUUCGAUCCUCGUAACUUCGUUUCCCAUUUUAAUAUCACGUACCUCUGCCAUUCUAAUAACCAAGUAUACUGUAUAAAGGUUUUUCAAAUCAAACUACGUUUUAUUAUAUUUCUAUAAUUAAUGCAACCUUUUGGAAAAUUUAUUCUAGCCGGUUCAAGGAUCAUAGAUUAUUCCUCACAAAGAUCUCAGGAGUGAAUAAAAAAUAUCCAAGACACGAUUGGACCACAUUAAUGGCUAAGGACAUAACAACGCUACAAAAGUACUUCUGUACGCCUGUUUUCUAACACCGUUUCUCGUCUUUUUAAUGACAUCUCAAGAAGAGUUCCAGAUAUAUAAAACAACCGUACAGUCACCAAUUUCUUUCCAAGUUGGUCAGCGAACGAAACACGUGGAUCCUCGGAUAGAAGGUCAACGUUGGACAAGCACACAGUCUUUCUCGAGCAUAUUCUUGCUCCUUCUUCCAUUGCCCGAAGAAAUCUUUUGCUUACGUCACGGUAUACAUGUGCAUAUCAUGUUAGCAGGUUCGUUCAACAUGUUCUGACGUCAAUCGGCGUGUAUCCUGAUCGUCUGUUACUAGAACGUAGUAUUGCGAUUCCAUUUAUUAUCCAACAUAUAAAAAAAACAACGUAUUUUCGCCAGACUAUCAGAAACUUCAACGCUUCGUUACCUGUUAUGUGCUAUACCUUUUUUUAAACAAGGCAUGAAUUUCAGAGGCAAUAUCUUGAAAGAGAUUUUAAAGGUUUUAAAUUUUCCAAUUCUAAAAUGAACUCUUCGAAUAAACUUUCGAGUAAACUUUCAAAUGGAGUAAUAAGAGCAUCCUCUCUUAAUUUGUGAAUAGGCGUGUCGUUGAAGGUGAGGGUUAAAAUAGGUCGACGGGGUCGUUAGAGUUUUAUAGAAAAAAACCAGAGGUCAGAGGUUAUCAAGGAUGCGUCAAGGUCAAUUUUGAUUCGAUUUUCUGUUUCUUUUCUUUUCGGCAGAAUCUUACAUAGAACGUCGUGUGUAUUCGCUACGAAAUUCUUCGUUAAAAUUAAAGUUUCCAAGUCUUCAACCUCGGAGAAACGUUCCAGCCGAUAAAAAUGACACCGAUCCGAACAGAUUAUUUUUUUUCCUUGGCAUUUAAAGCUUCCAUCGAGCGAUCUGGCGCUCGCUUUUGUGCCGACUCGCAGGGAGAGCCCCGUCACUAACCUUUCGCAAUUCUUUUGAACAGACGAAUUUUAUUCUUUAUCCCUUUCAUCUUUCGCAAAUAAGCCGAAUUCGUUGGCGUAACGCGCGUUCGCUUGAUAACAUCGUUGAUUUGCAUUAGGGAAUAUUGGAAAAGCGUUUUAUCCAGCUGAUUCCUUUGGCUAAAAUGUCAAAGGUCAGUUUCCUUCAUCGGUCACGCACAGGAACGCUCAAUGGCAACGUACUGGGUGCUCCUAUGAAUUUUGAUAUAAUUACAUGUGCAUUGUAUUUUGAAUAUUUUGCUCAUUAAAAUACAUAUCUUGUUUUGCAUGUUGUGAUGUAAUCCCAUGUUCAUUAUUAUUGUACCUAGACACGUUCUAUUUCGUUGUUUAACCUCCCUCUUUUCUUUCUUCUUUUAAUUAUUUUUUGUUUCUCUAUCAAUGUACAUUACUUACGGCUAUUAUCUAGUGUGGAGUACAAUCACGAUCAAGCUACAAUUAUCUAUCAUUUUUCAACGCCGGCCGAUUAAUUGUCAUCGAUAAUCUCUCGAGCAGCGAGAUCGUUAUUUUUAAUUUCCCCUACAAGCAAUGUUCUCUGUUGUAACGAGACUUACGAGACAAGAUCUAUAAAAAAAAAAGUAAUUCUCGGGAAAGAGGGUUUGAUAGAGGUGUCGCUCAAGAAUAAAUAAGCCCCGUCUCAUUUACCCUUUCGGUGAACAAAGAGCGGCUUUGGACUUUAACCAUUUACAACGCGGAAGAGAAGAAUCUUAUCUCGGCAAAUGAUGUAUUUUCUUUCUUUCUCUGGGCGUUGUACUAUCGUCGUUUUUUAAAGGCAAAUACCGGCAAGGAGUCGGCAUGGUGCCCAACGAUUCAAACCCCCGACAAUACGCAAUCCUGCCGGCGAAUGUGUCGGUCUCUCUUUCAUGGGAGCCUGUUGGUGUUAUGGCGCAUCUGGUCUCGCGUUUUCUUGCUCGCUCGGGGGUCGAUCAAUAGGCUAGGGAGGUGGCGGAGGCGGCUCUUCUCACAGUGAUGGAUCAAAAAAUUUGCAAUUCAAAGUCCUCUAUCAUCGAAGGGUGAGAUAUUGUUUGAAAUCUUCGAGUCGAACCAUUUCUUGCAUUCCCUUUUUCAUCACCAAUCUCGAGGAAAGUGUUUCGUUGCCUUCCACCUCCUAUGUAAAUGCAAGUUCUUUUUUAGAUAUUUGCUAUUAAUUGUCACAUGAAGUACGACUAUAAAUAAGCAGAAUGGACGGAACAUUAAAUGAAUAGUUAUUUGAAUAAUUUUCAUGACGGAGCAUUGAGAGAUUUUACAGAGGGUCUGGAGGAGCUGGCUGAUAUGCGCCUUUAUUUUACAUCACUGCGUUCGGAUCACCAGGUCGUGGAGGCGGUAGGGGGCGCUCCGAUUGGUCCAGCUCGAUUUCGCGGGUUCGGGAAAUUGCGCGUGCCAUUGAGGCCCGCCAAUCGGAGCGACCUCCUCUCCGUCAGUCAGUGGCCGCGCGUUGUCCACGUAACGUCGUCACAUUUUUGCUUCGUGUCUAUCCUUUACGAUCCUUGGAUAAAUCCUAGAUCGCCUUGAUCUUUUCCAGUGUGAUCACGCUGAUGGUAUCAUGAAGUUGAACCACAAAGAGGAAGAAGCAACAGCCUUCGAACGAUCUGUGUCUUUCGUCAGAGUGGACCGAGGAUAAGCAACAACGUAUGCAAAAUGUUGAUAAAAGAAUAUCGAAUACCGCUGCCCCUCACCGUCGAGGAAUAUAAAAUUGCUCAGCUUUACAUGAUAGCGAAAAAAUCUAGGGAAGAAAGUCAAGGAGCAGGCAGCGGCGUAGAAAUUAUAACAAACGAGCCCUACAAUAAUGGUCCAGGUGGAAAUGGACAAUAUACCCACAAGAUUUAUCACGUGGGCAGUCAUCUUCCAGAAUGGUUCAAGAGUUUGCUGCCCAGAUCCGCAUUGAUCGCCAAGGAAGAAGCAUGGAACGCUUAUCCCUAUACGAAAACCCGUUACACUUGUCCCUUUGUUGAAAAGUUCUCUAUUGAAAUAGAAACACACUAUUUUCCUGACAAUGGUUAUCAAGAGAAUGUUUUCAAUCUCAGUGGUAGCGACUUGAGAAAUAGAAUCAUAGAUGUAAUUGACAUCGUGAAAGAUCAAUGCGACUAUGUGAAGGAUGAGGAUCCUAAAACAUACGUGUCUCAAAAAACCGGACGAGGACCUCUUACGGAAUCAUGGUUAGAGGAGUACUGGUCCGACGUAAAAGGGAAACAACAACCGACGCCAUCCGGGAAAUCGUUAAUGUGCGCGUACAAGUUAUGCCGUGUGGAGUUUCGAUAUUGGGGUGUGCAGACAAAACUAGAAAAGUUUAUACACGAUAUAGCCUUGAGGAAAACUAUGGUCAGAGCUCACAGACAAGCUUGGGCUUGGCAAGAUGAAUGGAAUGGUUUGACCAUGGAAGAUAUUCGGGAGAUUGAGCGACAAACGCAACUGGCAUUGCAAAAGAGAAUGGCUAACGCAGAAAGUGGUGAAGAAACCACGAAUGACAAUCAAGACAGAACUGCUUCAAACACGACUCCACAAGAGUCGAACGUUGCCACAACAUUAGCUGCCACACUUGGGAGCAUCGAGAAAAACGAAGAUCCUCAAAGUCCUCCGAGUGCUAGAAAAUCGACUGAUAUACCUACGAAUACAGCUGGUAGUUCAGAGGGUGAAGUUAGUCCUGAAGAUUCACCUACCGAAGUACCCGAGCAUAGAAGCGCUCCUACUGAAGAGAAAGCAGAUGCGAAAAAGGGAUGGAAGAAAAACAAGACGGUGAUGAGUUCGCCGUGCUCGAACAAAAGUUUCGAUAUGCAAAUGGUGAAUUGGCGCAUGGAAAGUAUCGUGAGAGAAUCCGAAUCUGGUAGUGAAGAUGAGUUUUUUGAUUGUCAAGAGAACUUUGGAGAUAACGCUUCAUUAUCUAAAUGGAGUUCUUUGGAUCUUCUAGCAGAAGAGGAGGACAAUACGUUCACUUCGCCUACCAUGACUAGCAAAGAAGAUGACACGAUUUUUUCUCCUUCGUACCUGCAACGUAUGGCUAGUGAACGUAGCAGUAAAAGAUUACAAAUCUCUACAUCAGCCAGCAUCGAUGCCUCGUGUCCAGCUUCACCUCAACAUUCGCCAACUCAUCAACCAUGCAAAACUACUGUCCUUCUUAUUGUGAUGCAUGCUGGAAGUGUACUAGAUGCGAACGUUGACCUAACGGCGAAGAAAUCGGAUAUUACAACUUUCAAAGGAGCCUUCGAAUCAGUUAUGAGACAACACUAUCCCAGUAUGGUCGGGCACGUUGCCAUUAAAUUUGUUUCUUGUCCAUCCAUUUGCACUGAAGGUCUGGGUAUUUUAUCGAGUCUAAGUCCUUACAGUUUCGAUGUGUCGCCUUCGUCUAUGGAUGCUCCUCAAGUGACACACGAUACUAUUCCGAUUGGCGCUAUACCUUUGCUUGCUAGUUCUACUCCUGAAUAUCAGGACGCUGUCUCACGAGUUAUAAUCGGGGCAAAUCAAGUUUAUCACGACUUUAUUAGAAGUGAAGAGGGUCGUGGUUUUACGGGACAAGUUUGCUUUAUUGGAGAUUCAGUAGGAGCGAUUUUAACUUAUGACGCUUUGUGCAGAUUAACUCACUCUAGACAUAAUAGCGAGAACAAUAUCUUGGAUAAUCAGGGCAUUGAGAAUACGAACGCCGAAGAUGGUAGACACUUGACUGCACCUUCUCCUAGAAGGAAAUCUUCUAGUUUAAGCGAUGGCUCGCAUUGUAAAUUGGAUUUCGAAGUAGGAGAAUUUUUCAUGUUCGGUAGUCCACUUGCUCUAGUACUGGCAUAUAGGAAAAUUUCCUCAGAUAAAACUAGUAAUAUAAAAAGACCGUUGGUGAACCAGGUGUAUAAUUUGUUCCAUCCUACUGAUCCUGUAGCUGCUAGAUUAGAACCACUGAUUUCUGCAAAGUUUUCUCUUCUUCCGCCUGUGAAUAUAGCUCGGUAUCAAAAAUAUCCACUAGGAAAUGGACAGCCUUAUCAUCUGUUGGAAGCUAUUCAGUCAAAUCCACAAUUAUUUACUGAUGGACUAAAUAUUCCAAAUAUGCAAAUGUUCCACUUGAGACGAUUGUCCGAUAUAUCAAUUCACAUAACGCAAAAAUGGUGGGGCACUAAGAGAUUAGAUUAUGCUCUCUAUUGUCCAGAGGGUUUAGCAAACUUCCCCACAAACGCUUUACCUCAUGUUUUUCAUGCUAGCUAUUGGGAAUCUUCUGAUGUUAUUGCAUUUAUCUUACGACAAUUGGGCAGAUUUGAUUUGCCACUUCUCACCGAAGAGAAAGAAUUAACUUGUUUCCGUCCAGGUCAACCUAGAGAAAAAUGGAAUAAGAAACGUACUUCCGUUAAACUUAAGAACGUUGCUGCCAAUCAUAGGGCAAAUGACGUUAUCGUUAAAGAAGGGGUACCACAAGUGCUGGUUGCUAGGUUUAUGUACAGUCCAAUUGACGUUAUCGCUUUAACAGGCGAGAAAGUUGACAUUCACAUUAUGAAAGAUGCUCCAGCAGGGGAAUGGAUACAUUUGUCAACUGAAAUAACUGAUAAAAAUGGUAGAAUAACAUAUAAAAUACCUGAUGAUAAAGCAUUGGAAUAUGGACUUUAUCCAAUUAAAAUGAUUGUUAGGGGUGAUCAUACAUCUGUAGAUUUCUUCUUGGCUGUGAUUCCACCAAAAACAGAAUGCGUAGUAUUUAGUAUAGAUGGCUCGUUUACUGCGAGUAUGUCAGUGAGCGGGAAAGAUCCGAAAGUUAGAGCUGGAGCUGUCGAUGUCGUCAGGCAUUGGCAAGAACUAGGAUACUUAAUUAUAUAUAUUACUGCAAGACCUGAUAUGCAACAGCAAAAAGUUGUUUCUUGGUUGUCUCAACACAAUUUUCCUCAUGGUCUUGUGUCCUUUGCGGAUGGUCUUUCAACGGAUCCACUUGGUCAUAAAGCUGCGUACUUACAUAAACUAGUACAGGAACACGGUGUAAUAAUUCAUCAUGCAUACGGCAGUAGUAAGGAUAUCAGCGUUUACACCGCGAUCAAUCUCAAGCCAAAUCAAAUUUUCAUCAUUGGAAAAGCAUCAAAGAAGCACCACUCUUUGGCAACAAUCCUUCAUGAUGGUUAUGCUGCUCAUUUGAGUAUGCUACAGGCGCACGGAGGUUCGAGACCUGCUCAGGGUAAUGCACGUAUGGUGAUUCCAAGAGGUCAGUUCGGUUUACCCGGACAAAACGCUUCUCUACGGCGAAGAAGAUGUUUUGGUUGCUGCAGAAUGGUGGAAAUGUGCAUAUGCGAUAAAUGUUGUCCUCUAGAAAGAAGAAUGCAGAAUGGGCGUAAGGCAUUUCGCAGAAUAAUAGAGAGAAUUCUAACGUACCUGUUAUGAAGAUACAUUACGCAACGUAGUCGAUAUCUCAUGCUCUCGACAAGAGCCGCCACCAUUCUCAACGCUCAAACUUAAUGUUUUAUCUAUCAACCAUACACAUGUCCAGAAUUUGUGGUUAAUCAACUAUGAAUGUCUAGAUGUACACAGACUUAAAAACUCUUUUAGGCUGGUGAAGCGUGCAGUAUCGCAACCAACUCCAAAUAAGAUGAUACAUCCAUUGGAACGAUCAACGAGUGUCGGGCCUCCAAUUUCACAGCAGACUACUCAGACCGCGUCAACCAUAAGAUCUACCGCGCCAGAAAAACUCUGACGAUUCGCACGCUGCCGGUCGUUCUUCGAGCCCCGGCAUUAGUUUAUAUAUAUUUAACUGUGAAACUGUACGAGGAUAGUUCGGAGAGGAAGUCCUCGUAUAUUUCGACCGACACGUGCUCAACAAUCUAAAGAAGAUAAUUCUACUUUGUUACUCCGCCUUUUUAUAUCCUCUCUGUAUACCUGUAUUGUAAAUUUAAAAAAGAAAAAAAAAAAGAAGAAGGAGAAGAAAGAACGCGACUUGAUACGACUCGAUGUUGUAUAAAACGCGAAUA
Messenger RNA from Heterotrigona itama, 7490 nucleotides. NCBI's taxonomy places the organism in Eukaryota, Metazoa, Arthropoda, Insecta, Hymenoptera, Apidae. The record is from the annotation of a GenBank genome assembly.